AAAGAAAGGAGAAGAUAUCAGCUUCUUCUGGGUUGUUUCUUCUCUCAAGCAAAACAAGUCUCUCUGCUUCCCUUCUUUUUUGAUCUCUGAAGAAAAGAAUCUGUCUUUGCAAUGGAUCAGAUGUUAAACAAGGUUGGAUCCUACUGGUUAGGUCAGAAGGCUAACAAGCAGUUUGACUCUGUUGGCGACGAUAUCAACUCGAUAUCAACGAGUAUCGAAGGAGGAGCAAAAUGGUUGGUCAACAAAUUCAAAGGAACAAUGCAGAAGCCGUUGCCUGAGUUGCUGAAAGAAUAUGAUUUGCCUGUGGGCAUCUUCCCUCGCGAUGCUACAAACUAUGAGUUCGAUGAACAGACCAAGAAGCUGACGGUGCUGAUCCCAUCCGUAUGCGAAGUUGGCUACAAGGACUCAUCCGUCCUCAAAUUCACCACAACAGUAACGGGAUAUCUGGAGAAAGGAAAGCUAGGUGACGUGGAAGGGAUGAAGACGAAAGUGAUGAUAUGGGUCAAAGUCACAAGCAUCUCUGUAGAUUCCUCAAAGGUGUAUUUCACAGCAGGGAUGAAGAAGAGCAGAAACCGAGAUGCUUAUGAGGUUCUAAGAGAUGGCGUUCGAGUCGAUAAAUUCUAACUCUAUCCUACUAAGAGUAUAUAUAUAUAUAUAUAUAUAGAUAUAUAUAUAUAUAUAUUCUCAUUUGUUGUCGAGAUUCAAAUCUAAAGUUUAAAGCUUUGUUGGGUUUACAUGAUGGGUUUCUGAUACAAUAACUAUGUGUUG
This is a messenger RNA of Eruca vesicaria subsp. sativa (arugula), 768 nucleotides long. NCBI's taxonomy places the organism in Eukaryota, Viridiplantae, Streptophyta, Magnoliopsida, Brassicales, Brassicaceae. The record is from the annotation of a GenBank genome assembly.